Rhipicephalus microplus (southern cattle tick) is the source of this 4521-nucleotide messenger RNA. It is a transcript of the gene fzr, whose product is annotated as fizzy and cell division cycle 20 related. Gene Ontology annotation, molecular function: protein binding; anaphase-promoting complex binding; ubiquitin ligase activator activity. Gene Ontology annotation, cellular component: anaphase-promoting complex. The record is from RefSeq and is a predicted model, not a curated record. NCBI's taxonomy places the organism in Eukaryota, Metazoa, Arthropoda, Arachnida, Ixodida, Ixodidae. Gene Ontology annotation, biological process: positive regulation of anaphase-promoting complex-dependent catabolic process; positive regulation of ubiquitin protein ligase activity; anaphase-promoting complex-dependent catabolic process.
CCGAAAUCGAAAGCUCUUCGCCCUUUAUUGGCGAGCAAGGCAUCCGCCAUGUUCACCGUUCCGUGAGUGGAACUUUGUCUGUGUGGCGAAUAACUUAAAAGGAAGCGCACAGCGCUUCUUGUAAGCUAUUCCUGCUGGACAAAUCACUCACGUUGCCAAAGCAUCCCAGCCAAGCCCAACUUGCUUCACAGCGUCCGUCGGUUUGAACCCAGAGGCCCCUAUCCGGCGUGCACAGCGUCUCCGGGAUUUCUUUUUAUUUUAUUAUUUACUUGUGCUGCUUCGACGCACCGUCGCCAGAGAUUUAGAGGAAUACUGGAAGCUACGUUUUCUCUCCUGCCAGUGGUUUUGCAUAAUCUGCACUGGAAGGGGCGUGUGGCGAUCCUGCGGCCGUUGGAAAGCUUGCUGUGAAACUGAACACUGUCGGAACGGUUUCGAACUGUAACGGUUCGCUUUUCGUCGGGACGGCUGCUCAAAGAAUCGUGCGGUGGUUAUGAACACCUCAAAGGUUGCGACUGCGCGAUCUUGAGCAAUGGAUCCCGACUACCAACGGCGCCUUCAGGGUCAACGUAGCAACGGUCACACAUCGCCGUCGAGUCCAUUGGGCGACCGUUUCAUUCCAAGCCGGGCCGGAGCCAACUGGCAGUUGGGGCUAGCAAGAAUCCCCGACAAUGCCCAGCGAAGUGUCCUGCCAAAGGCCAAGGACACCGCUGAUGGCUCCAAGGACAGCCUGGCCUAUGCUUGCCUCAUCAAGAAUGAGCUACUGGGAGCCGGCAUCGAAGAUGCCAAGGAACCGACGGAGGAGCGCCGUGUGUCGCAGGGGCAGUCGCCCUCGUCGGGCAAUCUUUUUCGCUAUGGGGCAGGACGACCGUCCGAGCCCUGGUCACCCUACAGCCUUUCUCCGGUCAGUGCCAAGAGUCACAAGCUGCUUAGCUCGCCUCGCAAGCAGGCACGCAAGAUCUCCAAGAUACCGUUUAAGGUACUGGAUGCACCCGAACUCCAGGACGACUUCUAUCUGAACCUGGUGGACUGGUCGUCAACCAAUGUGCUCAGCGUCGGGCUAGGAGCGUGUGUCUACCUGUGGAGUGCUUGUACGUCGCAGGUGACACGCCUGUGCGACCUGUCUGCUGAAGGUGACUCGGUGACCUCGGUUGCGUGGGCCGAGCGUGGCCAUUUGGUGGCUGUUGGCACCCACAAGGGCCUCGUCCAGGUCUGGGACGUGGCUGCAUCUAAACAGACUGCACUUCUUCAGGGCCACUCUGCACGUGUGGGUGCACUGGCGUGGAAUGGAGAUGUACUGUCCUCAGGCUCGCGAGACCGCUUGAUUCUUCAGCGGGAUGCCCGGACACCUUCGGGGGGUGCACCUGAGCGGCGACUGCAGGGCCACAGGCAGGAAGUGUGUGGGCUCAAGUGGUCUCCCGACAAUCAGCACCUGGCGUCGGGUGGCAACGACAACAAGCUGCUGGUGUGGAACCUGAGCAGCAGCGCCCCCGUGCAGAGCUACACGGAGCACGUGGCGGCCGUCAAGGCCAUCGCCUGGUCCCCACACCAGCACGGCCUGCUCGCCAGCGGCGGAGGCACCGCUGACCGCUGCAUCCGUUUCUGGAACACGCUCACGGGGCAGCCCAUGCAGUGCGUGGACACCGGAUCACAGGUGUGCAACUUGGCAUGGUCCAAGCACGCAUCGGAGCUCGUCAGCACUCACGGCUAUUCCCAGAAUCAGAUCCUCGUCUGGAAGUACCCGUCUCUGGCGCAAGUCGCCAAGCUGACUGGCCACUCGUACCGAGUGCUCUACCUCGCCGUCUCUCCCGACGGCGAGAGCGUCGUUACGGGCGCGGGCGACGAGACGUUACGGUUCUGGAACGUGUUCAGCAAAGCUCGUUCGCAACGCGAAGCGCGGUCAGCACUCAGUCUCUUUGCAAACAUGCGCUGAGAAGUCCGAGACAUGAACCGUGAAUGUAGAAUGCCCGUGCGUGAAUGCCGGGCUAAAGCGGGGCAGAGCCGGGUCUGCAAAGUUUGUAGACCCUUGCCGCAGGGACAGCUGCAGGCCGGGACACUUGCCAGUCCUUGAAUUCAGCGUAUACCACUGGGGCAUUCGGCUUUGUAAAAAGUCCGUUUACUGCCCUCGCGAACUGCCCUAUUUAAACAUGUGAUGUAGCACAAAGCCACACACUGAACGUAAAUGCCGCGCCGAGUGUGCCAUUGAUUGAUGCUGUGAGCUUUCGUAAUGUCUCAAAAACCUUUUUAUUUAUGAUUCGUUCUGCUUAACAGCUGAAAAAUUUCGAUUGCCUUACGUGUGGCACAUCGCUGACCGAUAAGUACAACUAUGCAAAAAUAUUCUGUUCUACGCAAGUGCUUUCCCUCAUAUCCUCAACUUUACUUGUGACCAUGCAAGACUUUUUUAUUUAUCCUGGUGCAAACAAAACUCCCCCGGACUACACCGAUUUUACCGCUGACAUUAUGAAAACUGUUUUAAAAGUGCUCAUUUACCCCGUGACGUUUUCGUUUCUAUGCCCACAGAAUUUUAUCGAAGCGUGCCAGUAGCGUCGAUCUUCUUUAGUUCAGCCCAUUCGCUGAGCUAAUUUGGGAAGUGCAAUUGGCAACUGAAGCUGGUAAUGGAGCAGUACACUGUAGAUGCAAUUGCUUUAUGCUGCAGAUCUUGCGGAAACUGUUUGGCGCAUUGGCCUGAAUGAAGGCACCUCUUGAAGCACACUGUUGUGUUCACGAUGGGGAUCCUUAAAGUUGUCUGCAGUACCCUAUGCCAUGGUCAAAUGUGUACAGUGAUCUGCAGGAAGAAUCGGUCUGCACUUCAGGCAGCUGACCUCUUCGAGAGCCACAUUUUGGGUUCUAUUUCAAUAGUUUCUAUUCGCUUACAUUGACCACUAGCUUCGACUAAAUCAAGCACAGUAAUGUCAUAAUUUAAAUGAUUUGCAGCAUUUCUUUAUGCUCUUCAAGACUGCUCACAUUUCCAUCUUUAAGCAAAUUACACAAAUGUGCCCGGUCUCGGAGUAAUUAAACCUUUUAUUGUGUAUAUAUUUUUUACCUGUACUAAGUAAAGCAUGAAAGCGUGUCGCAUGUUUUCUUUAGGCUGAAUAAAGAUAAUUGAUUCUGCAGUUUUUUUUUUAUAGUUUGUUUGUAAAACGUUUGUAAAACAGUUGACCGGCGCGAGCUCUAUAAGCACCCUUUUGGUAGUACUGCUUCCCGGCUUUAGUUUAUGGCAGGCCUUGCCCUCGAGUCAGCUUCAUUCAUACAGAGUCAUUCACCCCUCAGUGGCUCAAUAAUGAAUACUAAUUAAUCUUCUAGAAAUUGUGCUGGUAACGUGAGUAAAUGCGUUGGGCAUGAUGCAAGUGCAUUUCAAUAGAGUAUUUGGCUACAGAUCUUCAUUUCAAAUCGAAAUUCUCACAGUUCGAAGAAAAGUCGGAUGGCACACUCGAGUUUGUACAACAUUGUAGGUUUGUAAACUUGUGCGACUAAUAUGCAAGAGUAAUCAAGUACUGGUUUUGGAAUACGUGAUGUUUUCCCUGUUCACUUUAUCGUUUGGUGGUGCUGGUCGCACCAUCACAUUUACCACCACUAGCUGUGUCCACAUGAGUUGCUCGUUAAGAAAUUUUAUGGCAUGAUGAAGCUGGCAUUGGCAUGAAUGCAGCAAAAAGCACCAAGGGGUUAGAGUUGGUUGUGUGGUUGCUGCAGAAAGGUACAAACUGUCCCAUUUUACAGUUUCUGUGCAACUAUGCACCUAAUCUCGUACACUAACCCUCGUAUUCAGAAACUCUCCUUGACUUGCGAGCGCCUUCUGCCGCAUUGAAGGCACAAACGGGUUUGUGCUGCAUUAAAGGUGGUGCCAAGUCGAGUUCAAGUCUAGGUGCAUUUCUGAACACGGAGGUUGGACACCUUGGUGUGCAUUUUGCGCAAACCAGCUUGAUCAAAUUGCUAUCCUGAUUUCAGUAGGGGUAUGUUGCUGCAGUGUUCCAGGUGUAAAUGUUAAUUGACCGGUAUAGGCAUUUCUGUUUGCUUAAUUGAUGUUGGUAAAUUAGAAGGCAAGUGUGCUUUCUUGAUGCAGAUUCAUAUUCUUUUGCCAGCUCUAGCUCUGCAGGCACUGAAAUUUCUCUGCCAGUUAUUACAGUGUGUGUACAUAUGAAGAUAUGCUUAUUACAUUAGCCAGUGAUUAUAAGUUGUCACGAAGAAAAUGAAACGAAACAAGCUAGCACUAACACCAGCUAGCCUAACAAAAGUACAAGCCGGUGUCGACGCAUUAUAUGUAACAUGCGCAAUCUGUAAAUGUUGGGUCUUGGUGGGUUUAAUAUCUGUGCAUUGUGUAAAUUGCUGAUGCAGUGAUGAAUAAGGGGAUAUGUCUGUUGCAAGUUUCUUGUUCAGUUGCUGUUUUUGUUUUGUAGCACUCAACAGUAAUAGUGUUGACCAAAUCGCAUUCAUUUUUCAAUUGUUGUCAUAAAUGCUCUUGUGAAAGAACUGGCGUGAAAGUGGCGCCCAAUAAAAAAAUACAAAACCUUUGGCAUUUUCUGGACA